CCUCUGCUGCCUUACCAGUGAAUGGGGCCUUUGUGGGGGCUGCUCAUGCAUUCCAAGGGAAUUGUUGCAGGUGAAGGUACGCAAGCCAUCCCAAUCCUACCCUUUGGAUGACUGUUGCAGCUUAUAAUUUACAAGUUAAACAAAGAAACUACCGGCAAAAUGCUUUAAAAGUGCUAAGCUGUUUGCUGUUCCAUAUCUCUAAAGACUUGUAGCAACUGCAAGGGAGUGCUCAAGAGAGCUUGCAAAGUGGGAGGGAAGGAUUCAGGACUUUUACACCAGGAUCGUCAUGGCAGUAGAUGUCCCUGGACUGGUCUCUGUAAUUGUUUUUUAUGUUUGCAUCCUGGCCAUUGGAGUGUGGGGGUCCCAUAAAUCCAGAAAAGCUGAGAAGAGAUGUGAUGGCCCAAAAAGUGAGAUCUCCAUUGUUGGUGGGCGCGACAUCAGUGCCCUGGUUGGGAUUUUCACAAUGACAGCCACUUGGGUUGGUGGAGGUUACAUUAUGGGAACUGCUGAGUCUGUUUAUUCGCCCACUCAAGGCCUUGUCUGGGCUCUCGGCCCCCCUGCGUAUGCUCUAUCUUUUUUUAUUGGUGGACUGUUUUUUGCAAAACAAAUGAGGUCAAAGCGUUAUGUGACAAUGUUGGAUCCCUUUGAAAAACGCUAUGGCAGAGCAUUCACUGUGACUCUCCUGCUUCCUGCUCUCAUCAGUGACAUAUUAUGGGUUGCCUGCAUCCUUGCUGCUCUUGGUGGAACAAUGAGUAUAAUUCUUGGGUUAUCUUCCACCAUCUCCAUCAUCAUCUCAGCAGCUGUGUCUAUUGUCUACACAUUUCUGGGGGGCCUCUACUCAGUUGCAUACACGGAUAUCAUCCAGCUUUGUUUUGUCUUUAUAAGCCUGUGGCUCUGUGUUCCGUUUAUGGUGCUUAGUCCAGCAGUUACUGCCAUCUCACACACGCUGCCAAUCAACCAGUCACAUGACCAUCCAUGGGUAGGACAACUGGAGCUGGCAGACCUAGGAAAAUGGAUCGAUGAUUUUCUGCUGCUGGCUUUAGGGGGAUUGUCCUAUCAAGCUGUAUACCAACGGAUCCUCUCUGCAUCCUCCUCUGCUCAGGCACAGAUCACCUGUUUUGCUGCUGCUGUGACAGUUUUUAUCAUGGGAAUCCCAUCAGUUGUGAUUGGAGUAAUGGCUGCUGCUGCAGACUGGAACCAGACUGAUUACGGUCUCCCUCCUCCGUUUGAACGUGGAGAUGCCGGGAAGAUCCUGCCUCUCUCUCUGCAGCACCUCACACCCACCUGGGUGGCAGUGUUAGGCAUUGGUUCUGUGGCUGCAGCUGUUAUGUCCUCCAUGGACUCUGCGCUGCUUUCAUCAGCAUCUAUGUUUACACAAAACAUAUACAAGACAACUUUGAGGAAAAAGGCCUCAGAGAGGGAACUGCAGUGGGUGAUCCGCAUUUGUGUGCUGGUUGUAGGUCUGGCUGGAAUGGGUUUGGCCUUUGGGGAUGACAGUGUAGCAGCUUUCUGGUAUCUAAGCGGAGAUCUCCUCUAUUGCGUGAUUUUCCCACAACUGGUCUGUGUUCUGCAUGUCCAAUAUGCAAACACCUAUGGAGCUAUUACUGGCUUCGUGGUGGGUUUGUUGCUCCGGGUACUGGGCGGCGAGCCUGUUCUAGGGAUCCCUCCUCUGCUCCUGUACCCUGGAUGGAGGGAGGAGAAUAAUCGGAUCAUACAGUACUUUCCUUACAGAACUGUAGUCAUGCUGGCCUCUCUGGUGAGUAUUGUAGGAGUUUCAUGGCUGCUGGACGUAAUUUUUGAUCGUCAACUUGUCCCUGAGUCCUGGGACUUUCUGCAGGUUUUUAAAAAGAAAUAUGAGACCGAGGAGCAGGACAAAGAAUCUGAAGCUAGUGAGGAAAUGAACCAAGAUCACAAUACAAAAUUCUGAGCGAAAAUUAAGUGCAACUUAAAAGUACAACUAACAUACGCAGUUUAUCACAAGUAGUUGGUUUUAGGACUUGGGUUGGGUAUCAGGUAUUUGAAUUCUUCUCUUUUUUUCAUUUUUUUACAUAAACUACUGUAAGACAACGUUGGUUAUACACUGUCUGAUUGAUUUUACUUGAGAUUUUUAAAGUCUGUAAAAUAAGACCGCCAGUUAUUUACCUUUCAUUGUUUUGCAGUUAUGAAACCACACUGCAAAGUCUGCUUAUUUGAAAGUCUCUAGAAAUGCUCGAUAUUGAAUUGGUUAUAUUAUUUGUUGGUUAUCUCCCCCAUAACUACAUUAUUUUAUUUUUUUUAUCAUUAAAGUUUUUUAAAAACCCAACACUUACAGCCAGGGGUGUCUGGUGCCCACCCCUACUGCUUACAGCCCAUUAUGUAUCAUUCAAAUUGUUUAUCCCUCAGUGUUUUAAUUACAACAGCUACUGUACCUUUAAACAAUUUCAGUGAAACGAGGCAAGAUAUUGGCAAAGGAAAUAUUGUAUUUAGAAAAAAGACAAGAGUAAAUAUAAGGACACCCUACAUUACAUAAGAAAAUAAUUAUGCCUUCUUGUGUAAGUAAACAAGGUGUUUGUUUCAUUGAAAUAUACUUGUUUCUUUUUUUUA
Cyprinodon tularosa is the source of this 2583-nucleotide messenger RNA. It is a transcript of the gene cers3b, whose product is annotated as ceramide synthase 3b. The transcript is spliced from 9 exons. Bases 287 to 1927 code for a protein of 546 amino acids. NCBI's taxonomy places the organism in Eukaryota, Metazoa, Chordata, Actinopteri, Cyprinodontiformes, Cyprinodontidae. Gene Ontology annotation, biological process: ceramide biosynthetic process; acetylcholine biosynthetic process; transmembrane transport. Gene Ontology annotation, molecular function: choline:sodium symporter activity; sphingosine N-acyltransferase activity; DNA binding. The record is from RefSeq and is a predicted model, not a curated record. Gene Ontology annotation, cellular component: plasma membrane.